GUCACUGGUGCUCCCGGUCGGCUGUCAGCGGCUCGGGGUUGGCGCGCACCGCCCGGGAGGGCCUCUGGGGAGCCCCGGCCCGCCGCCGGGCGUCAGCUGCUCUGCGCUGUCUCGCUGUCACCCGGCGUGGGCCGGUCGGGCCCGGUGCCCGGAGAGCGGCGGGGGAGACUGUGCCGAGGCCGCGAGGAGGACCGGACGACCGGUUUGCGGCCGGGAGCGUGGUGGCCAGGAUUGGGGCACGCUGCCCUGGCCUCGCCCGGCGUGCAGGGUCGCGCUUGCUGCCUGGGAGUUCAGGGUGGAGACCACAGUUGGCGGAUCGCCGGGAAGGAGGUGAAUCUACCCCUGGCUGACUUUAGAAUUCUUCUGGCUUUUAAUUUUCUUCUUUUUAAAAUAACUCGGACGGAUAAAAGAUGUGCCAUGGCAGGAUAGCACCAAAGAGCACCUCAGCGUCUGCCGCGGCCUCGGUGGGACAUGGAGUGUUCCUUCCGCUGGUGAUCCUUAGCACCCUCCUUGGAGACGGGCUUGCCUCAGAUACCCAGAAAUUUCUGAAACAAUCCUUUUUCUUUUCUUUGCCCUACCCCAUUCCACAAACUAGAGUGUGUUCCCUGCCCCCGGAGCCAGAGAAUGGUGGCUACGUCUGCCACCCCCGGCCCUGCAGAGACCCCCUCAACUCUGGCAGUGUCAUCGAGUACCUGUGUGCCGAAGGCUACAUGUUAAAGGGCGAUUACAAGUACCUGACGUGUAAGAAUGGCGAGUGGAAACCGGCCAUGGAGAUCAGCUGCCAUCUUAACGAGGAGAAAGACACCAAGACGUCACUCGGGUCCCCCACGCUGUCCAUAGUGGCUUCCACCGCCAGCUCCGUGGCGCUUAUUCUCCUGCUCGUGGUGCUGUUCGUGCUGCUGCAGCCAAAGCUGAAGUCUUUCCACCACAGCAGGCGUGACCAGGGGGUGUCUGGGGACCAGGUCUCCAUCGUGGUGGAUGGAGUUCAGGUGGCGCUGCCGUCGUACGAGGAGGCCGUGUACGGCAGCUCCGGCCACUGCGUGCCGCCCGCCGACCCCAGAGUACAGAUCGUGCUGUCCGAAGGGUCUGGGCCUGGCGGGUGGGCCGGGCCCAGGGAGCAGCAGCUGCAGGACCAGGGCGCCUGCUCCUCCACGGGGGGAGAGGAGGAGGCCCCGGGCCAGUCCGGACUGUGCGAAGCCUGGGGCUCUCGGGGCUCAGAGACUGUGAUGGUGCAUCAGGCAACCACCUCCUCCUGGGUGGCCGGCUCAGGGAGCAGCCAGCCAGCACACAAGGAAGCCCCAGACUCGGAGAACAGUGACAUACAGAGCCUUUUGUCGCUCACGUCGGAGGACUACACAGACGAUAUCCCACUGUUGAAAGAAGCAUGAGGUUCGCUGCCGGCCUCUCUCCUCUCUGCAACGGUCCGCUCUGCCCUCCCGCCCUCCCUGUGGGUUUGAGCACCCUGCACUCCAGCCACCCCAUCUGGAUGUGUGCGCUGCCUCCUGCGCAUCUGUGGAUCUCUGAGGGCCUGCAGGCCCACUUCGCUGGAAACUCGAGGAGGAUUCCCACCAUCUGCCUGCUGGACAGCUGGAGGAGCUGGCUCUUUGCCUUCCCGUCUGUGCCGGGGACAUAAUUGAAUGUGCUGGACUGAACCUUUCCUUCCCCUGAACCCUCUGGGUCCCCUCCAGCCAGCUGUUUGGCGCAGCCUCCACCAGCCCACAUGGGCCAGAGGGCCGCUGUGUUUACUUGUGCCUUCCCCCGCCCCAUCCAGUGCCCCGUCACACAGUCCUGUUGCUGUCCUCCACGCCUCCGGGCUGCACUGCUGCCCCUGCCCCACAAAGGGCUGGGCCUCGGUCUGGCUUGUUUCCCCUGAGGGCCGGUAGGAGCAGAUCCACGAGUGAGCACUGGGGAGACAAGAACGGCUCCAACCGGAGCGAGAGUGUGGGUCCCCGGCCCGGCCGUGGUCGGCACUGGUGGCACAUUUCCUUGACCGGGAACGGAGGGUGUGGGAGGUCCUGCCAAAGCUGUCCCAGUGCCGGCUGUCUAGCUCAGAGGUGCCGCCUCCUGGCCCUGCUGAAUUGAGUUUCCAGGAAUCACCCAGAAUACCCCCAGGGAGGGCAGGAAGGCGGCCGAUAAUGAUUGUCUUACUAAUAUGCAAGUUCUUGCCUCCUACUUAAGCAUGGGCCUCCCCGGCCUCUGUGUUCUCUUUCCCUGGAGUGUAAGGGGAAGUUGCAUGCUGCCUGCUGUGUUUUAUCCUGGGCAGCUCCCGCUUCCCUGCUGCCCCCUGAGGCCUGAGGUGAACCAUCCCUGGGGCCGGAGAGGCCCAGGGGCCGUGGGUCGCCUACCCUGUCACUGGCAGGCAGGGCAGGCUGCCCCGUUCUGGGCUUGUGGUGACGGAGGGAAACCGGAGAGGCACAGACUAAGUCCCCAGACAGCUGCGGGCAGCUCAGCCCGGUCCUGAGGGUCCUGCUCACCGCAGUCACGUGCCUUAGUAACUGUUCCCAGGAAGCAUCCUGCUGCUCGCUGCACUGCUGCUCUUCCUACUUCUGCCGCCCCUGCCGUCCCCUCCUCCUGCGCACAGCUGGCAGCCGGCUCCCUGGUCUUCUCUGGCACCUGGGGGAGAGGCUGAGAGACAGUCCUCACACACCCUCACCUGGCUGGUGGCAGUGGGCGGAGGGGUGCCAAGCAGCCUGGCUCCGGGCCCUGGUGUCGGAGGAGUGGGCUUCAUGCCCCAGACGCUCCCGCAGCUGUCUCUGCUCAGCCGCGUGCUCAGUGCCGACAAGGCCAGGGUGGCACAGCUCGGGCAGGCUGUUUCCACCUUCAGAAGAUGUGACUUUGAGUAAAGCUUCUUUUUGAAACAUCGAGGCUAGGGCAUUUAAAAGCGGACUCUGCCCUGCACUUCUGCGCCUCCCCCGAGUGUCUCUGUCUUGUUGGGUAAGAGUAAUAGAGAGCCCAGUAUGUUUUCAAUGCCCAGAGAACUGGGGAGCCCCAGGAGUCGGUGGCCCGGAGAUUGGGGCACGGCCUGCUCUCAGCCCCCCACCCCCACUCUCACGCUCGCACUUUACUGCCUCUUCCCUCCUGGCCUCUGGCUGCCCCUCCUCUUCCUUUCUCUCAGGGUAAGGGCAGCACCUGCUGGGCUCGGCGGCCACUCCCUCCUCUCCCCGCCCCCAGCCGAGGAGCCCAGAGCCCCGGUCAGUGCGGUUAGGUGUGGAACAGGUUGUCAAAGGUGCGGGAAGUUAGAAGGCAGAAGCCUUUGAGAGAGAUGAAAUGUACCAAGGAACUGUCCUUGGCCUCUUAGGAGGCCGUUUCCAGAGAGUGCCUGCCAGCAGCUGCUGGCUCCGGCCCGUCUGGGUGGUGGGUCCCGAACGGCCCAGCUGCCGCACAGUGCGUGGGCUCCCCCUCCCCACAGGGGUCCCCUCGCCCUCCGCGGGAAAGAAAGCAGAACGACUGGUGUGGGCCCCGAGUCUCACUGCAGAGCCUGCAGCUUUUAUUUCCAGCCGUCCAAACCCUGAAUUCUAACCUAGAAUCUUUUAUUUUAAUGAAAGAUCUUGCCUCUUUUUAAUAUUACUCUGGGCUUUUUUCCUUCCUAAGAGAUUGCACUUUUUGUUUUGGGUUUAUUCAGCCACGUAGGUUACCGGCUUGGGCCUUGGGAAGGUGAAAAGCCCUUCCGGAGCCUUCUUCCAACCAGCCGCCGCUAACGCCGUCCCAGGGGUCAGAAACCCAGACUUGUUUGCCUGGUAGGAAAGGAAGAAGGGUGAACGGGCGCCCCUGGAGUCCUCCCUGCCACUGACAUCCAUCCCAGAUGGCUGUUAGUCUUCAAAGCAGUUUCCUAGCGUCACCCUGCGCUGCUGUUCAGGGGCUCCUGGGUUUUGUCCCUUGCUAGGGAUUGGAGACUAUAGCUGCCUUAAGGUGGGGCCUGGCUGAGAGAGGUGGCGGGGUCGAGUGGCAGGCUGUCAGCGGAGCCUGGAGCAAACAGGAGAGCUGUCCCUGGCCUGGCUGCUCCAGGCUCCCCUUGAGGGGAGUGCGUGCAGCAGGGGGCUUGUCCCGGCGGACGGUCAGCACCAAAGGACUUUUUUUUAAUGGUAUUAUUUUGCACAUGUGAGCUGACUCAAUGCAGGUUGUAUAUCCUGGCAACUUGAGGUUACAUUCCAGUGACUUUCAAGGGCCAGUACACGGUGAAACCAUUUAAAAUCCCCAUCCUCUCCAAUGCCUUAGUCUCGCACGUAGGCACUGUCUUCUGCCGUUUCUGAGUUUCGUGUGCCGUGUUCCCCUUUCACCCGGUGUGAACUGUGAAAUGGGCUGAGUCCUGGCCGCUCUGUGAGUUCUUUUGGUUUUUUAAUAGGCAUUUCAGUACGUGUUCUACUAACCCAUUGCUGCAAACAAAACUGGAACUAAUGUUAUCUUCCCCAUUCGUCCUGUUCUCCCCCUCCCCCCAGAGUUCUGUGCAGAAGCUGAGUGGCAGCCAGACAGAGGUGCGCCCUUCCCGCCCCGGCGGCGGGGGCACAGGGAUCGGCAGCACUCGGCCUUUGCCUCCCAGUCCCAGCCGAGCUCUCAGCCCGCUUGCUUUGCACACAACAGUGUCGCUUCCAUUCCCAGGUUGCAUCCUUAGAUCAGGAGUGGGAUAUACAGCAAACGUUUCCACACCCUCGCCCUCUGUUCCUCCUUAAAGGGAAUAAACCCAGAAGGGAAGUGGUAUGCAGGCUUGCCAGCUGAGCCCCAGAUGUGCUUGCUGGGUGUGUCCCUCGCGGGGCCUGCUGGGGCUCCCGGCUCUCAGCACGGGACGGUCAUCACCGGCGCUCAGUGAAGGGCUCCGAGAGGGUUUUGCUUGGCGGGCUCAGCAUUGCUGGGAAACUCCUCCUAAUUUCCAGUUGAAAACUUAGUAGAGUUAUGAGUGAAAACCCCAAAGUUGAACCCUGCGCCAGGCAGCAGAGCUCUUUGGAGAGGGGCAGGGGCAAAGCACUUGGAUUGCCACGCAGGGAGGAGAGAGGGGUGCAGGUCUCGGGGCCGCCCACCACACCCUGCCCUGGCUUAUCGCACCACUAUGGACUUCUUUGCAGAAUGGUACUCACGUAAUGGUUUAAAGCAACACAUGCAUCAUUGACUCUGUGCAGGAUGUCACUCAAUCAGUUUGGGUUUGCUUUAUUUUAUAUAUAUAUAUA
This is a messenger RNA of Phyllostomus discolor (pale spear-nosed bat), 5159 nucleotides long. It is a transcript of the gene SUSD6, whose product is annotated as sushi domain containing 6. Lineage: Eukaryota; Metazoa; Chordata; Mammalia; Chiroptera; Phyllostomidae. The record is from RefSeq and is a predicted model, not a curated record. Bases 411 to 1388 code for a protein of 325 amino acids. The transcript is spliced from 7 exons.